GAUGCGCUCGAAGCAUCUCAAAGGGCGCGCCUGUUCAUUCGAAGCACUGCUGCAGUCCUCUAAGUUCAGUGGCAUUCGCUUCUCUCUUAUGGACACGUCGUGAAAGCGUGGCGGUGCCCUGAUUCUACGGACGAUGGUGCAGCAGGUACGCACAGACAGCGCAGCUCCGCAAUGUGGCAACGGUUCUGAUCAAUCGGUGUCUCUUGCAGAAAAGAAAGAAGACUGUCGAGAUGUGGCGGACUGCAUUUCGACAGUGUGCGAGAUUCGCAGGAGUCCAGUACGGAUGCUGCACUGGUCUAUCUGGAUUGCAGCUGUUCUGUACGUGAUGACCACCUUCGCUACCAGUGAAAUCAAUCGAAGUGUUCCCAUAAGACUGAGUCACCACGUCACACGCAGUUCUUACUGGGGUGUCACGAGGAAGUGGGACCUCUCUGAUAAAGAAUGGAGCGAAGUGAGACAGUUCAUCCUCGCUGCCUGGCCUUGGCUGCUGCUGCACUCCGUCAUCGGUCGGGGGCUCGCUCACGUGGUGCCAACGGUUGUCCCGUAUUUCCAUGUGGCCUACUCGCUGCUGUUCGUGUCGUUCAAGCUGGGCUGGCUGAGCGCCGCCAUCAUCUUCGCCGAGCACGCCAUUUUCUUCGGGUUGGCUUGUAUGGGAGUGCCUGCUCUCUGCUACGGGGGCGCGCUGCUUGCCCUGACGCACCACAAGGUUUUCCAAUACGACAUCUUUGAUGUCGUCUACCAAUGGUACGGCAGGAACACCUACUACGUCACUAUGUUGGUCUUCUACUGGACGGCACUGCGGGGCCUCAGCUUCUGCAUGGACUGGAUCUGGCGCGAUGAAGAGGGAGACUCGGAAGAGUCAGACAGGCCAGAACACCACUUUCUCGACUACUGGAAGACACUGGCAUACACGCUGUACCUUCCUCCGCUGCUCACAGGACCGUUACAGAACUACGAAGACUUCGAUGCAUCUGUGACAAAACCGAAGCCUCCGUUGUCGUCCGACGAGAUCAGGGCCUGCGUUCGCGGCCUGCUGCGCUCCGUGGCUCACUUUUUCCUCAUGGAUUUUAUGUGCCACUACUUCUACAGUUUUGCGCUGUCCAAGGCGCCAUACCUCGUCUCAAGGCUGAAACUCACUGCUCUUUUGGGCUUCGGUGCUACGGUGGGCGUGAUGUUCUUCAUCAAGUACCUGGUGCGGUACGGCGUACCAUGUGCCUUCGCCAGAAUAGAGGGCAUUGACCUUCCUCCACCGCCCAAGUGCGUCGCCAGCUCACACCUAUGUUCCCACAUGUUGAGGUACUUCGACCAUGGCUUCCAUUUGUGGAUCAAAAAGUAUUUGUACCUGCCCAUGAUGGAAUCCGAAUGGGAGAUCAUCUGGCGGUUGCUGGGCACAGCACUGGCCUUCUCCUUCAUCUGGCUUUGGCACGACAUGACGGUCGCCGUCAGUUUCUGGGCCUCGCUAAGCUUCCUGGGCAUCGCACUGGAAGUAGGCACGUCACGAAUCAGAAAGCUCGACUUCGCCAAGAAUAUUGAGGCGAAGUACCUAGGCGGCGGACGACUGAGAUACGUGAAAGCAGCCCUAGGAUCCCCACACUACUUGCUCACGAUAUUCUCAUGCCUAUUCUUCACCACCAACGUAGAGGUGACGAGCAUAUUCUUGAAGAAAGUGGUCCUCGGUUUCCCUCUGCCACUGCUGCCUGUGCUGGUGUGCCUCUACUUCGCUUCCCAGGUGUCUCUGGAUGUCAUGGAGUGUGAGAAUGCAGCCAAAGCCAAAGAUAAAGCGUCAUAAGGCACACCCGAUGAUACACGAAUCGGAGGCCGCAUUUCGCAAGAAUACGGUUCCCGAAGAGCUCGCUUUGCAAGCACGCAAUCGGCGCCGCGCUGACGUUACCAAACCGGCGACCGAUCACGUGCCCUCAAAGCCAGCCCUUCGUAACCGACAUUCAUCAUUGCAUAAUUGUGGCUCCAUGCCUCUACAGUGGUUGCGUAAAGGAUUGGGUGACGCCAUCACUUCACCGAAUUGUUGACCUCUCGCAUUCAAGGCCAGUUAUACGAAUGUUCUGAUAGUAAACUUUUCGCAUUAUUUUACUGUAACUAAAAUAAAUAAAGGAGUUGGUAGCAGCGUUUGUUUGCAGAA
Messenger RNA from Rhipicephalus microplus (southern cattle tick), 2137 nucleotides. RefSeq names its product protein-cysteine N-palmitoyltransferase HHAT. NCBI's taxonomy places the organism in Eukaryota, Metazoa, Arthropoda, Arachnida, Ixodida, Ixodidae. The record is from RefSeq and is a predicted model, not a curated record. Gene Ontology annotation, molecular function: palmitoyltransferase activity. Gene Ontology annotation, biological process: protein palmitoylation. Gene Ontology annotation, cellular component: endoplasmic reticulum.